This is a messenger RNA of Spodoptera litura, 1389 nucleotides long. RefSeq names its product mitochondrial ribosome-associated GTPase 2. Gene Ontology annotation, molecular function: GTPase activity; magnesium ion binding; GTP binding. The record is from RefSeq and is a predicted model, not a curated record. Lineage: Eukaryota; Metazoa; Arthropoda; Insecta; Lepidoptera; Noctuidae. Gene Ontology annotation, cellular component: mitochondrion.
CAGUUUUAUAACAUGAACAUAACCUCUAAAUUUUAAAAUAAACACGAAAAAAUGCGAUUAAUUAAUUUAUUUCAGUCUUUAAAACUGAGUUCUCAAGUGCAAAUAGUGCGUUAUAGUUCGGAGUAUGUGCCGAAAGCGCUUCGCAGUUUAAAAGCAAAGUCUACGCGGAAUACAGUUCAGUUUUAUGUGGAUUCCUUCCGAGUGAGAGCCGUCGGUGGGUCCGGCGGAGAUGGAUGUAUAUCAUUCCUAAGUGCGUGGUGUAAAGAUCAUGCAGGACCUGACGGAGGUGACGGAGGGAACGGAGGUCAUGUUAUUUUCCAGGCGUCAUAUGCAGCGAAGAGUUUGAACCACUGCAAGUCUGUAGUGCAGGCGCUUCCAGGGGAGCGCGGGUUCAACAAGGAGUGCAAUGGAAAGAACUCACAACAUGUCAUUGUGCCCGUACCUAUCGGUACUAUAAUCCGAGACGAGACGGGUCGUGUAGUGGGUGACCUGAAUACGGAGGGGGUGAUGUUUGUCGCGGCGAGAGGGGGUGCGGGGGGAAGGGGGAACAAAUUCUUCCUCACCGAUACUGAACAGGCGCCGAGCGUGGCGGAACUCGGUGCCAAAGGAGAGAGCAACGUGUAUGUUCUAGAAGUGAGGUCCAUGGCACACGUCGGACUCAUCGGGUACCCCAACGCGGGUAAGAGCACAUUGCUCCGCGCGUUGACUCGCGCGCGCCCCACCGUGGCACCGUAUCCCUUCACGACGCUCAGACCGCAUAUAGGGAUUCAAUUUUUGCAACACGCUGAGCGGUGCAGAGGUCUAAUAUAUCUCUUGGAUGGGGCUCAGGAUCCCCAAGAGCAGUACGAGGUGCUUCGCUAUGAGCUCUCACAGUACAGCGAAGCCCUAGGCCGCCGCCCCUCGACCCUAGUUAUAAACAAAAUAGAUUUGCCCGAAGCGCGUAAGACAUAUGAAAAACUGAAAGAAAAGAUGUCCAUCAUAGGUGUAUCGGCUAAAACUGGACUCAACUUAGAUUUAUUAUUACAAGUCGUUAGGAAAAUGUAUGACAGUGAGACUUCAUAGCUGUUUCUAUUUAUUUUAGUAAUGAGACGACAAGUCGUUCAGUAUGCGAGUAAGGAAACAAAGAUUGCUUCAGUACAGAGCCAGUAGCUGUCGUUAUAGUACAUUGUACGCUUUGUAACGAAGCCAUGUCUUCUGUAACUCGGUCGGCUCUAGACAACCAAUGGCUACUGUCUCUGUACUGAACCAAUCUUUGUUUCCUUGCCUGCAUACUGAAUGACUUGUUUGACGCCUGACAUUGUCUAAAGGUGCUUCCUCACCGGGAGCAUUCGCAUGUAAUGUAACGUUACAAAUCUGAGGAUUAUAUCAGUGAAGGAGGAGAACCGAGCA